GUCCUGGUUCUUCUGCCCGUAUCUCUUGAGAGUCAUGCCUGAGAUUUCCUGUUGAAUGUACUAAGUGGCAAGAGAUUUUGCUGGAGCACUGAGCACUUAUGGUGGAGCAUGGGGGAUCUUCACAGAUGCAGGUGGAGAGGCUGGAUCUACUGCCAAGAUGUUCUGUUUCCAAAGAUACAGGAAGUCGUGUCAGCCGCAUGGUCUACCUACUCUAAGCCAGUUCCGUCCAGCUGCAAUGAGCUCCUGGCCUUAUUUCUGCAGUGCUGCUGCAUCACAGCCUUAAUAGGUGGCCUCUUCUACAACUGGUUGUUUGCUUCACUAGAGUAUCCAGCCCAUCUCUCUGCUGCAACUGCUGCUUUCUUCAGUUUUCUGCUUCUAUUGGCCCUUUUCUUGGUGCAUCCUUUCCGCUGCAUGGUCACUAUUAUUGUGCCUACGCUAGGUACUAAACAAGGCCGGAGGCUUCUCUUGUCUACCUGCUUCAUGAUUGUGGCAGUUAAUAUAACACCAAAUAUCAUGGGAAACAUUAAAACCAUACUGCAGGUUAUUAAGUGCAUUUGUAAGAAUUCCUCUGAGAGUCUUCUGAAUUCAACUGCCCUGUUGGGGAGUGCUUCCUGGGAGUUUGGUCACCACAUCAAACCAGUCUUUGACAGCUUAUUAGUCUGGAAGCCCAUGAAUGGACCUUUUCAGCUUCUUGUGGAUAGAAAUACCUCUGUAAUUAGGCAGCAGCUGGGCCUUGCUAGUCAAAAGAUAAAAGAAGAUUUCUUUGCUACUGAACUGCUGGUCAAGGGUGCAGUCCUCAUAAGCAACAGGGUGGUGGCUGGCUUCUUCAUGUCCUAUCUUUUUUUUGAGUCUGCUUGGUAUUUGAAAAGCUAUCUCACCAACCUUCAAUUUGACAACAUUUAUAUCACCAAGAAGCUGGAGUGUUUAGCUGUGGAGAAUGAAACAACCAACCUGCUGGCCUGCUUGCCCAAAAACCUUAUCAAAUCAACUGGCCUGAAGCUUUCGCGGGAGGAAACAAUGGUGUGCCUCAUGCGCAUGCUGCUUCUCACCUUGAUGCUGCUGCUGACAGUGGUGAUCAUAGCAACAGACCACAUUGCCUUCUACUUGGCAGACACAGCAGUGAAAGAGAUGGUUGAGCUUCCCACAGUGCCUGUAACUCUCAACAUAAAAUAUAAUGCCAAAGUAAACAUUGUGCCCUUUCUCUCAAGUCUUUUCCUUUAUGGAGGACCAACGGCUAUAGACUUUCAAAGAAGUUACCAUCAGAAUCUGACCUUUGUUUCUGCUGACUGCACUAGGAAACCGCCUAGCCCACCUAAUAACUCUGUGGCGCUUGUUGUUGGACUGCUCUUUUGCAUUAUAUAUGCCAUGAUAUUUCUGGAAACCUAUGCACACCGCUUGUGCCGAAAAAUCUCAGCCUCCUUCUUUGAGAGCCAAGAAGAGCAAAGAGUUUAUUACCUCUAUAACAAGCUAUUAAGGACACACAAGAAAAAGGAGCAGGAAGCAUUUUCAGAAAGGACAGCAGCUUUAUAAAGAUCCUGCAAGCUGGAACAUCUAGGGUAUCAUGACAGGAGCUAAUGAGAUACUUGAACUAUGAUUCCACAACAAUUGCAUCUUGGAUAAUGCAGCUUGGGUUUUGUUUUCUGAGUCCGAAUUAGGGAUGUGGAAAGGAAUGACAAAAUCUGAAAAUGUUAUGUUUUGUAAAUCUUACAUAUUUAUUUUUGCUCAACUUAAUAAGACUGUUUUACAACAAAAAUGAUCCUAUUACAAAAAAAAAUCAGCAUUUUCAAAUUUCUAAGGUUAUUUUGAUGAAGAUAAAAUUUGACCCCAGACCCUGCAAAAAUGUAAAAACAAGAUUGCAUAUUUUAUUUAGAAAAGGGUCAGGUCACAAAGAUGUAAAGAAAAGCAAAAUUUGAGGCUUAUAAAAUGGCCUGGGAUUAGAUUGUGUAAAAUAUAAUGCUGAUUUUGCCCAUACCUAUGUA
Alligator sinensis (Chinese alligator) is the source of this 1979-nucleotide messenger RNA. RefSeq names its product osteoclast stimulatory transmembrane protein (gene OCSTAMP). Gene Ontology annotation, cellular component: membrane. Bases 109 to 1530 code for a protein of 473 amino acids. The record is from RefSeq and is a predicted model, not a curated record. NCBI's taxonomy places the organism in Eukaryota, Metazoa, Chordata, Crocodylia, Alligatoridae. The transcript has 3 exons.